UCCCCACCACUGCCUUCCAGCGCGUUUGCUUCGGCCUAACAGGAAAGCAGCUGCACUACUACAAAAUGGCCGACAACGGUUUGAGAGCCGAGCGUAUUGCGUCCGGGGGAAGGGAUGACAGAGGUGAACGAUUUCGUUGGUUUUUCGCCUUUGUUAUUGCCUGGCAAUGACGACCUGCUUACGGGGCAUUCAUCCUUUACAUGGAUCUUUUUUGUUUCUUUUUACUUGCAGCUAGCUUAGCAUGUCGUCUCGCGGAAUCGGCGUUUCGUCUUCCUCGCGAAUAUCGUCGUCGAGCUACUCACGCAGCCAGCGUCGCCCUUAUGACAGUACUCAUGCCGUGUCCCCUUUUUGCCCUUUCUAGACCGCUACGGUGUUCGUGAAGAUCGCCAUCGGCCUCCCAGACAUGAUGGCAGAGACCGGGACUACCACAGGGACCGGGACCAUGAUCGGUAUGGGGGGAGGAGGGACGACAGGCGUGAUAGAGAUAGGCACGGCCGUGGUGGGAGGGAUCUUGAUGACCACAGGCGACCGGACGAUGAUCGUACACGAAGAGACCAUCGGGAGCAUCAUCGUCGCCCGCCUCCCGAUGAUAUGGACACGGAUGCUCCUCGCGGCCGUGGACGGCGCGGAAAAGAUUAUGGCACUCCUGAGAGGAGGUCUCCCACCCCAGAGGGUUGCCUUCCUUUGUCUCAGCGGCGGAGAAAGGCUUCAGGCUGGGAUGUCCAUGCUCCAGGGUAUGAACAGUACACUGCCACACAAGCGAAGCAGACGGGCUUAUUCAACCUACCUGGUGCCAACCGUACUCAAAUUCCUCCCAUACUGAGCAUUCCUGGGUUACCUCCUCCCAUGCCCAUUCAGAGCUUUGGGAUGGGUAUUGGCGGUAACCCCAACCUAUCCCGCCAGUCUCGAAGAUUAUACAUUGGCAGCAUCACGCCGGAGAUCAACGAGCAAAACCUUGCCGACUUCUUCAACGACAAGAUGCAAGAGAUGCAGCUUGGCACGCAGCAGGCAGGCAAACCUGUACUCGCUGUUCAGUGUAAUUAUGAAAAGAGCUAUGCCUUCGUUGAGUUCCGCAGCGCUGAAGAUGCGACAGCAGCGAUGGCAUUCGAUGGCAUUAUCUUCAUCAAUGGCCCUCUCAAAAUUCGCCGGCCCAAAGACUACGCUGGCGAACCUAUGGGCCCGGGUUUACAUGUGCCGGGGGUGGUAUCGACAAAUGUGCCCGACUCGCCGAAUAAGGUCUUCGUUGGCGGACUUCCGACGUAUCUCAACGAGGAGCAGGUUAUGGAACUGCUGAAAAGCUUUGGGGAGCUCAAGGCAUUCAAUCUGGUUCGGGAGGGCGGCUCUGGUCCUUCGAAGGGCUUUGCAUUCUUCGAAUACGUGGAUGCCAACGUUACUGAUGUCGCGAUUCAAAGUUUGAACGGGAUGGAGCUCGGCGACAGGUACCUGGUUGUCCAAAGGGCUUCUGUCGGAGCUAAAGGUGGAAUCCCCAACUAUCCGUACGAGACUUUCACGGAAGUUCCGCAGCCCAUCAUGCCUGCUGGAGAUACUGCUCUGUCGGAUGCCCGCAUUCUCCUUAUGUUGAACAUGGUGACGGCCGAAGACUUGGUGGACGAUCAAGAGUACUCCGACAUCUACGAGGACAUCAAAGACGAAUGCGCGCAGUAUGGAGAGGUGGAGGACCUCAGGAUUCCCAGACCAGUCAAGAAAGAUAAGUCCAAAUGGGGAGAGGGAGGGUCACAGGCUGCUCUGGACUACCAGCGGCAAGACGAGGCUGCAGGUGUGGGUCGCGUAUACGUCAAGUACAAGGAUGCCGAUAGUGCCAAUCGCGCUCUGAAAGCGCUUGCUGGACGGUCAUUCGCAGGAAGGUCGAUUGUAGCGACAGUCCUGAGCGAGGACAGCCAGACUUCGCCACCGUUGCACAUCAUAUUUGCGCCGCAGCCUGAUGCUCCGCCCCCUCUUCCUCAGUCAUAAUAACUUUGUACUUUUUGCUGUGAUCUUCCUUGCACAUUAUAUACGAUCAGUGGCUUUCCUUGUUUGGGGUGUAAUUCCGGUUUGUAUGGCUGCCUUCGACAAUUUCACCAUCAGCUCGAUCUCCC
This is a messenger RNA of Gloeophyllum trabeum ATCC 11539, 2096 nucleotides long. RefSeq lists its product as uncharacterized. The record is from RefSeq and is a predicted model, not a curated record. The coding region runs from base 592 to 1971 and encodes 459 amino acids. Gene Ontology annotation, cellular component: U2-type prespliceosome; commitment complex; nuclear speck. Gene Ontology annotation, molecular function: pre-mRNA 3'-splice site binding; poly-pyrimidine tract binding. NCBI's taxonomy places the organism in Eukaryota, Fungi, Basidiomycota, Agaricomycetes, Gloeophyllales, Gloeophyllaceae. The transcript has 5 exons. Gene Ontology annotation, biological process: mRNA processing.